GCUGGUCGGAAGGCUUGGAGGAUUGUUGGGGGGAUGUUAGCAGAGGACAAGUGGGGCUGGCAGAGCAGUUUACACUGGAGAGGGAAACAUGUGUGCGGGGGAGCCAUCGUCACCCCACGUUGGAUCAUUACUGCAGCCCAUUGCUUCAUCCAGUACAACAUGUUGCAGGAGUCAGAGUGGCAGGUGGUUGUGGACACGCUCAGUUUGACGGACACAUCAGCGGGCCAACGCUACAGAGCACUGCAGAUCCUCUAUCACCCCAGCUUCUCCAUAAACAACAACGACUAUGACCUGGGGCUACUGCGCACUGUAGCUGACAUAGACAUGGGAGGUGAGAAGAAUUAA
This is a messenger RNA of Salvelinus sp. IW2-2015, 345 nucleotides long. The record is from RefSeq and is a predicted model, not a curated record. NCBI's taxonomy places the organism in Eukaryota, Metazoa, Chordata, Actinopteri, Salmoniformes, Salmonidae.